Messenger RNA from Scomber japonicus (chub mackerel), 844 nucleotides. RefSeq names its product ribosomal L24 domain containing 1 (gene rsl24d1). The coding region runs from base 51 to 545 and encodes 164 amino acids. The record is from RefSeq and is a predicted model, not a curated record. NCBI's taxonomy places the organism in Eukaryota, Metazoa, Chordata, Actinopteri, Scombriformes, Scombridae. Gene Ontology annotation, cellular component: nucleolus. Gene Ontology annotation, biological process: ribosomal large subunit biogenesis. The transcript has 6 exons.
GGGCGGUCUUGUUUUUGUAGGUGCUCACACGCAGCACUUGCGCUGCUAAAAUGCGUAUCGAAAAAUGCUAUUUCUGCUCGGGACCCGUGUAUCCCGGGCAUGGGGUGAUGUUUGUACGGAACGACUGUAAGACAUUCAGAUUCUGCAAGUCAAAAUGCCACAAGAACUUCAAGAAGAAGCGUAACCCCAGAAAGACAAGAUGGACCAAGGCUUUCAGGAAGGCAUCUGGAAAGGAGUUGACAGUGGAUAACGCUUUGGAGUUCGAGAAACGCAGAAACAUACCCGUCAAAUACAACAGGGAGCUGUGGGACAAGACAGUGGAGGCAAUGAAGAGGGUGGAAGAAAUAAAAACGAAACGACAGGCGAGAUUUAUCAUGAACAGAUUAAAGAAGGGCAAACAAUUGGAGAAAGAAGAGGCCAUCAACGAAGUCAAGAAAAAUAUUCACCUCAUCAAAGCACCACAUGCAGGAAAAGCCAAAAAGAUGGAAGAGAAAAUGGUGCAGAAGUUACAAGAAGACGUGGACAUGGGUGAUGAGGAUCUUUAAUCCUGUCCCCAUUGAGUUUUGCUGGAGUGAUAAAACUCAAUUAGCCCUUGUAUUAUAUUGUACUUGUGUUGUGGAAUUUAUAAAUUUCCAAAUGGUUGAUGAUGGACAACGAAAUGUAUUCAGUUUCAAAUUGCCAUUAAGAAAAAGCUGAUAAUGAUAUGCCUCAGAAGAGUUUUUUUUGUGUGUGUGGUAUUUGGGGUUGUUAAGAAUUAACUCUAUACUGGUGUAUAACAGAACGUAUUACAGUCGUACAGAAAAUGUUCAAACAUUACCGACAAAUAAAUAGCAUUUUUUGGAAA